AUUACAUUUAAUUAUCGACUGUUUUGAUCCAAAAGUGAUUUUCUUUUUCUUUGCCAACGCAAUCUGCAUUCUGGUUGCAGGUAUAGAGAUAACCGCCAUGUUAGCAUGGGCGCAGAGAAAUGGUUGGAUAUUGAAAUUUGGAACUCCACCCAAGAGUGCUUUAAAGUUCUUAAGUCACGUGGUUAUCGAAUAGCAACGACACAUGUGGGAAUGGAUGCGGUAUCCAUAUACGACAUGGACUGGUCAUGCCCAACUGCAAUAGUAGUUGGGAAUGAGAACAGGGGGAUAAGUGAUGAAGCCCUGGAGUUGUCAGAUUUGCAUUGCAGUAUUCCAAUGAAAGGCAUGGUGGACUCUUUCAAUGUGUCAGUUGCAGCAGGCAUCCUCAUGCACCAUGCUGUUUGUGACAGAACUUCACGCCUGGGCUAUCAUGGUGAUCUGACAUUGGAAGAAAGCCAAAUCCUACUUGCAGAGUUCUCUCUGCGUCAUAGCAAGAGUGCGAUUAGCAUUGCCCAAGAGUUUGCGAAGCGAAAGGCAACCGUGUUUACACCUAAGCUUUGAUUGAGAACCAGCAGUUCAACCAUUUGUGAGUUUAAGAAUUUAUGCAGAAAGCGGCUUCAAAAAGUGACACAAAACACGAAAAGAAGUCCUCUAUAAGCCACUCCCGGAAACAGAAGUGAUUUGCUUGAUAUAUGUUACUUUCAGCUGUCGAAACCCAGGUGAGACAAGGCAAUAUGGCAGAUUCUGAGCAUGGGUCGAGGAUUGCCCACUUCGUUUAUGAAGUUGUUUACAAGAAAUGCACUUGUUAAUUGACUUUUUCCUAUUUUCUUUAAUAUUUGAUGUAUUGCAUGUUUAGUUAUAUUUUUCAACCAACCUAGACGGCUACAAGCCCAAAACUCAGAAGAGAAAUGCUAAACAUGCUUAAAAA
Molecule: messenger RNA, 925 nt
Organism: Corylus avellana
Lineage: Eukaryota; Viridiplantae; Streptophyta; Magnoliopsida; Fagales; Betulaceae
Source: RefSeq, a predicted model, not a curated record